Molecule: messenger RNA, 1464 nt
Organism: Arxiozyma heterogenica
Lineage: Eukaryota; Fungi; Ascomycota; Saccharomycetes; Saccharomycetales; Saccharomycetaceae
Product: mitochondrial distribution and morphology protein 10
Exons: 1
Coding region: 1-1464 (487 amino acids)
Biological process (GO): phospholipid transport; establishment of mitochondrion localization; protein insertion into mitochondrial outer membrane
Cellular component (GO): ERMES complex; SAM complex
Source: RefSeq, a predicted model, not a curated record
AUGCUAGAUUAUAUGGAUUAUAUAGUCAGGGCUUUUGAGCAGCAAACAAACUGGUAUUCAGAUAAUAGUUAUGAAAAUAUAACUGCUACCUCGCGAAGUUUAUUAAAUUUUACCAUUCCACAAUCCAUUAAGUUUCAAACAUCAAAUAAAUCCACAGAUUACACAUAUAGCACUCUAGAGUUGACUCGUGGUAAGAAGAUUAAUGGCUCUCUCACAUACUUGUACACUGAUGUUGAAGGUUUGAACAAAAUUCUUCGAAAUUCUAAUACGAUUGCUCUUCAGGAUGCUAUCGAAACAUAUAAAUACAUACAACCAAGUUUUACUAUAGAUAAUUCAAAACAUUUGACAAAUUCAGAGUUAUUAUCCUUCAAAUCUAAUGUAUCCAAUAGUAGGAAUACCACAUAUAAUGAGUUUAGACCUAGUUCCUUAUACCUUGGCAGAUUGUACUACCCAAGCUCUGUCUUGGAAGCCAUGAUGAUUAAAAGAUUAUCUCCAUACACCCAAAUGACCAUCAAAUGUAUAAGCUCUACAACAAGGGGUUCAAAUUUAAACUUCUGGACCUUUUACUGGCAACAUUACAAGGGACACAAUUGUCAAGAAUGUGUUUUUUCCUCCAACGAUGGUCUCUGCGGUUAUAGAAUAUUACAUAAUGUAACGACUUCUCCUUCUAAAUUUAAUAGUUCUCUGUAUAAUAACUCAUCGUUAGCUGUUGGUGCUGAACUAUGGUUAUCUUUAAGUUCGUUAAAUCCGGGUUGUUCUACAAGUCUUCGAUACUGCACUCAUUCUGCAUAUACAGGGAGACCCUUAACUCUAACCUUCACAUGGAAUCCAUUGUUUGGUCAUGUUUCAUCCACCUAUUCAGCUAAAACUACAUCAAAUUCUACCUUUACUACAAAAUACGAUUUUAAUUUGUAUUCUACCGAAGCUAAUUUAUCAUUUGGUUGUGAAUUUUGGAAAAGUGACACUUUAACCUCUUUAUCCCCCACUUCCAUAAACACGAACACAUCAUUGGAUGUUGAAAAAGCCAAGAUAAAAAUCGAUGCUCAGUCAGAGAUAAUUGAUUCUGAUAAUACAAAUCAGGAAAUGUUUUCCUCAAAUCGUAAAAUAUCAACUGAGUCCAGUAUUAUGCCACAAAACGAAAAUUUGGUGAAUUAUUCAAAUAGCCAACAGCAAUACAUUAAGGAUGUAACACACACAUUUGAAUCAUCUUUAAUACGGCUGGAUAAAGAAAAGUCAAUUAUCGAAGAUUUUGAAAAUAAAUUCAAUAAUAAAAAGUACAGUAGUGUAUGGAAACUGUCAACAUCGUUAAUGGAUAAAAAUUUGAAAAUCUUGUGGGAAGGUAAGUUUAAGGGAUUUUUAUUGUCUGCUGGGACUGAAUUAUUAUUUAAUAGACAAAAUAAAGGAAUUCAACCCAUGAUUAAUCCUGCAACACAGUUUGGUAUUAAUAUACAAUAUUCUUCAUAA